Molecule: messenger RNA, 1440 nt
Organism: Prunus armeniaca (apricot)
Lineage: Eukaryota; Viridiplantae; Streptophyta; Magnoliopsida; Rosales; Rosaceae
Source: the annotation of a GenBank genome assembly
AUGUCUAUGGAAAUAGAACUGAAAGUCAAGGAAGAAAUAGAAAGAUUGCUCAAGGCAGGAUUCAUCAGACCAGCCAUUUAUGCUGAUUGGGUAGCCAAUAUUGUGCCAGUUCUGAUAAGAAAAACAGGGGCAGUUAGGAUCUGUGUGGAUUACAAGAAUCUGAAUGAAGCAUCCCCAAAGGAUGAAUAUCCUAUGCCAAUGGCGGAUAUGCUAGUAGAUGGAGCUGCUCAUAAUCAAAUGCUAUCUUUUAUGGAUGGCAAUGCAGGAUAUAAUCAAAUCAUGGUAGUAGAAGAAGACAUCCAUAAGACAGCCUUCAUGUGCCCAGGACAUAUAGGUGCUUUUGAGUACAUUGUAAUGUCUUUUGGCUUAAGAAAUGCAGGAGCCAUUUAUCAAAGAGCAAUGAAUUCUGUUUUCCAUGAUAUGAUAGGGCAUUCUCUAGAGGAACAUACAUUCAAGUGGGAAGAACAGCAUCAACAGGCCUUUGAGGAAAUCAAACAUUACCUCUCAAACCCGCCAGUUCUAUCUCCACCAAAGAGAGGCAGACCACUCAAACUCUAUGUUUUUGCAUCAGAAGUGUCCAUUGGUAGUCUGUUAGUUCAAGAUAACAAGGAAGGGAAGGAACAGGUAGUCUACUAUCUGAGUAGAACUCUGACUGAAGUAGAAAGGAAAUAUUCUGCAAUUGAAAGGCUUUGCUUAGCCUUAUACUUGACUGCUGUGAAACUCAGACACUACAUGCUGUCAUUCAUCAUCUACAUCAUUGCCAAGACAGACCUAAUCAAAUACAUGUUAACAAGGCCAAUGUUGAGAGGUAGAAUUGGCAAAUGGACUCUGGCUUUGACAGAAUUUGCUUUCAAAUAUGUUCCUCAGAAAGCUGUCAAAGGACAAGUUGUAGCAGAUUUCCUAGCAAAUCAUCCAGGGGAAGAGAUUGAAAACAUGUACUCUUUGGAUAUAGCAAAUGAAGAUCUGCUGACUAGAGCUCAUACUUGUCUAAACAAUCCCAUCUAUUUAGUUCACCUCACACCUUGGAAACUGUACUUUGACGGAUCAAAAACUGAUAUAGCCUCCGGGACAGGGAUUGUUUUAGAAGAGCCACUGGGGAUCAGACACUGUUAUUCUUUCCAGCUAGAUUUCAAAUGCACCAACAAUAGAGCUGAAUAUGAAGCUUUAAUCAUUGGCCUCGAAAUACUGAUUGCUAGAGAAUACAAGUGUUUAAGUCCUUCUCUAGCCGUCUAUUUAGUUGCAGUCAGGAAUCUUCUGACAGAAUUCAAAGAAGCUACUUGGGAACAUAUCCCAAGAGAAGAAAACUUUGCAGCCAAUGAAUUGGCUCAGAUAGCAACAGGUGUGCCCGACCUUGUUCUAGCCAAUGGAAUGGAGAUAGAUGUCAAUUCUUCCAUAAUCACUGAAGAUGAUUGGAGAACUCCCCUCAUAAAUUACUUGUAG